Messenger RNA from Rosa chinensis, 995 nucleotides. RefSeq names its product mediator of RNA polymerase II transcription subunit 18. The transcript is spliced from 5 exons. Gene Ontology annotation, cellular component: core mediator complex; mediator complex. Gene Ontology annotation, biological process: termination of RNA polymerase II transcription; regulation of transcription by RNA polymerase II. Gene Ontology annotation, molecular function: transcription coregulator activity. Lineage: Eukaryota; Viridiplantae; Streptophyta; Magnoliopsida; Rosales; Rosaceae. The record is from RefSeq and is a predicted model, not a curated record.
GGCAUUUGAUACCUUUUGGUUAGCUGUCUUUGUGUUGCUGCUAGAUGAGAAAGAUUGAAUCUCUUGCUUGCCAUUACUUUUCGCAUGUUGAAGCCCUUGAGAUUCUUCUUCAGGGUCUUUGUGGUGUUCGCAGAGAACCUUUGAAGGUCCAUGAGAUAUGCCUUAAAAGUGGCCCAAACUUAGGAGCUGUACCUUCUGAGGUUCGACUUAUUUGCAAUCUUGAACAAACUGAACCUACAUGGAUUGUGAGGUUCGUGGGGGGUGCGAUGAGAGGUGCAGGUGCUGACCAACUCUCAGUUUUAGUAAGAACUAUGAUCGAAAGCAAAGCAAGCAAGAAUGUGCUUCGCUUAUUUUAUGCACUUGGCUACAAGUUGGAUCAUGAGUUACUGAGAGUAGGGUUUGCGUUCCAUUUCUAGAGAGGUACACAGAUGACUGUGACUGUGUCAUCAGUUAAUAAGAUGCCACAACUACACAAUACAGAUGAAGCUGUCCCUGUAACUCCCGGGAUACAGUUGGUUGAAGUUACAGCCCCUGCAUCAUCUGAAACUUAUACUGAAGUUGCGUUGGCAGUGUCAUCAUUUUGCGAAUAUCUUGCACCGCUCCUGCAUUUGUCAAAACCAGGAAUUUCAACUGGGGUUGUUCCUACUGCCGCUGCUGCUGUCGCAUCUCUCAUGUCUGAUGGUGGGGGUACUACCUUAUAGCAGAAGUUGUAAAUUUCCUUCAAAUUUUGUAUUUACUGUUAUAGUGAUGACUUGCUGGUUUAACAAUAGUUGGUAAUCAUAACUGCUUGUCAAACUUGAUAAAGAUAUACCACAGUAGUUUCUCAUUGCUAAAACUUAAGAGGUGUGCUGGUGACAGUUACUCAUCACCUGCAAAGUCAAUAAUCAUAACUAUGUUUUUUAUAUGUUUUUCCAAGCAUCUACUGCAUACUAGAAAGGACUAUCAUUUGCUAGUAUGCUGAAUCAUCGACAGGUGUUGGCAAUAGUUUCUUUCGU